Messenger RNA from Harpia harpyja (harpy eagle), 9692 nucleotides. RefSeq names its product C3 and PZP like alpha-2-macroglobulin domain containing 8 (gene CPAMD8). The transcript is spliced from 43 exons. Bases 113 to 5668 code for a protein of 1851 amino acids. NCBI's taxonomy places the organism in Eukaryota, Metazoa, Chordata, Aves, Accipitriformes, Accipitridae. The record is from RefSeq and is a predicted model, not a curated record. Gene Ontology annotation, cellular component: extracellular region. Gene Ontology annotation, molecular function: endopeptidase inhibitor activity; protein binding.
GCCGAGCCCGGGAGCGGGGCGGCGGGGGAAGCUCGGGCUGCGCUCGCCGGGAACAAAAGGCUCCCUCUUGCCCGCGGAGAAACGUGUCCCGGCUUUGGGGCUCCGGAGCAACAUGCCUCCCCGUAAGGAGCCCGGCUGUUCCUGGGGGGUCCUCCUGACCCUUUGCAGCCUGAGCGCAGCCCAGCCCCGAGAGAGGCAGGGCUAUUUGAUUGCGGCACCUUCUGUUUUCCGAUCUGGUGUUGAGGAAGCUAUAAGCGUAACCAUCUUUAACUCUGUCAAGGAGACAACAGUCCAGAUUCAGUUAGUAGUCAAAGGAGAAACUGUGUCGCGAGGCCACGGAACAGUUUUGGAUAAAGGAACAAUUAAACUGAAGGUGCCUUCAGGACUUCGUGGACAAGCACAUCUAAAAGUCUGGGGCAACCGACAUCUGGCAGAGGAAGGCUACAUUUUUCACAACUAUACCACAGUAACCAUUGAUAGCAAAGGAUCAUCAGUGUUCAUCCAGACUGAUAAACCUGUCUAUAAACCUAAGCAGAAAGUGUUGAUAAACCUCUUUAUGGUGACUUCUGACUUGAGACCAGUCAAUGACAGGAUUGAAGCUUAUGUGGUGGAUCCUCGGGGGUCUCGUAUGAUAGAGUGGAGCAAUUUGAAGCCGUUUUGUUGUGGUAUUGUAAAUAUGACUUUUCCUUUGUCUGAUCAGCCAGUAUUUGGUGAAUGGCUCAUCUUUGCUGAAAUGCAGGGGCACACAUACAACAAAUCCUUUGAAGUUCAGAAAUAUGUAUUACCAAAGUUUGAGUUGCUGAUUGACCCCCCUCGCUACAUUCGUGACCUUUCACUCUGUGAAAAAGGAACUGUCCAUGCCAGAUACACAUUUGGAAAACCAGUGACAGGAAAGUUAAUUGUCAAUAUGACUAUAAAUGGCGUAGGGUACUACAGGCAUGAAGUGGGACACCCUGUCCUCAAGACCACGCAGAUUGAUGGCUCUGCUGUUUUCGAUGUGUGUGUGAAAGACAUGAUGCCAGCUGAUGUUCCGGAACAUUUUCGAGGCACAGUCAAUAUCUGGGCCACAGUGAUCAGCUCUGAUGGGAGCAAGCAAGUUACAUUUGACGACUCAACACCUGUGCAGAAACAGCUGAUUGAUAUCAAAUACUCCAAGGAUACCAGAAAACAGUUCAAACCUGGACUCCCCUACAAAGGAAAGGUAGAAGUCACUUACCCUGAUGGAAGUCCAGCUGACAGAGUCACUAUCCGAAUUAAAGCUGAACUCACACCAAAGGACAACGUUUAUACAAGUGAACUGGUAUCAAGAAAUGGCCUCGUGGAGUUUGAAAUCCCCUCCAUCCCUACAGCUGCCCAAUAUGUCUGGCUGGAGACCAAAGUGACAGCGAUUGAUGGGAAACCGUCUGGGGAUCAAUAUCUGCCAAACUACUUGUCCAUCAGUAGCUGGUACUCGCCCAGCAAGUGUCACAUCCAGCUCCAGGCACCAGAUAAACCUUUGCAGGUAGGAGAGGAGGCUUGGAUUGCAGUGAAGUCCACAUGUCCUUGCAACUUCACUCUACAUUAUGAAGUGGCAUCGCGAGGCAACAUUGUCCUUUCAGGACUGCAGCCCAGUAACGUCACCCAGCAGAGGAGCAAAAGAGCCACCUUUCCCUUUGAGAAGAACAUUGAUAUCACACGCUUCCCAGGAACAGCACCUACCAGUAUCCCUGCAGCAGAGGUCGAAGUCUGUAUGACAUUCCUCCGUUUCUCAGUAGUUCACAACAUGGCUCCCUUGGGCCGUCUGCUGGUGUAUUACGUCAGGGAGAAUGGAGAAGGGGUCACGGACAGCCUGCAGUUCACUGUGAAGUCCUCCUUUGAAAAUCAGGUUGCAGUGGCGCUCUCAGCAAAUGAGACCAGACCUGGUGAUGUUGUGAAUAUCAAGGUCAGAGCUGCAAAAUCAAGCUGUGUCUGCAUUGCCACUGUGGAUAAGAGUGUCUACUUGCUGAAGACAGGUUUUCAGCUGACAGCCAGUCAGGUUUUUCAAGAGCUUGCAGAGUAUGAUGUAUCUGAUGCUUUUGGAGCUCCGAAGGAAGAAGGGCACUUCUGGUGGCCAGGCAUGUCCUCACAUAGACGCCGUAGAUCUUCUGUCUUUCCCUGGCACUGGGACAUCACCAAGGAUGCUCGCUUCGCGUUUACAGAAACUGGCUUGGUUGUAAUGACUGAUAUAGUCAGCUUAAACCACAGACAGAAUGGAGGCAUGUACACAGAUGAGGCUGUCCCAGCUUUUCAGCCGCAUACUGGGACGUUGGUGGCUACAAUGCAUUCUAAAAUAGCACCAAGCAGAGCAGAGAAGAGAAAAAGAACCUUCUUUCCUGAAACAUGGAUUUGGCAUUGCCUCAAUGUCAGUAACAUAUCGGGAGAAGCACAGCUGCACGUGGAAGUGCCAGACUCCAUCACUACCUGGAUAACCGAAGCUGUGGGUCUGUCUGAAGAGAAGGGGUUGGGCAUUGCCAGUCAAACAGAACUGAAGACAUUUAAACCUUUCUUCAUUGAUUUCACCUUGCCAUACCAUGUCAUCCGGGGAGAACAGACCAAAAUCCCACUGACUGUCUACAAUUACUUAGCUGUCUGUGUAGAGGUCCAUGUGAAGAUUUCUGUUCCAAAAGGCAUAAAGUUUGUUGGGCAUCCUGGGAAACAUCAUCUGACAAGAAAGAAGUGCGUUGCCCCUGGGGAAGCUAAACCCACCUCUAUCGUUUUGUCCUUCAAUGAGCUUGGACUGAGCAACAUCACUGCAAAAGCUUUUGCUUAUGGUGGAACUAAUUGCUGUCAGGAUGAGAUGCAGACCUUAAAGAAUGGCAAGCACUCAGAGGACAAUUAUAUGGACAAAAGGACCCCAGUGGGAGUGGAUUAUGUUCGCAGUAGUGUUAUUAUUGAGCCAGAGGGACUGUCCAGAGAAUACACCUAUAGUGUGUUCUUCUGCCCAAAUGAGAAAAUACACAUUUCUACACCUAACAAAUAUGAGUACCAAUACAUGCAGAAACCUGCCCAGAUGACACACUUUGACAUUGCUGUGAAAGCACACAAUGAUGCUCACCUGGCCUUGUCCUCUGGUCCACAUGACAUGGCAGAGAUGACCGAGAUUGUUAUUGGUGGACAUCAAAAUACUAAAACGUGGAUUUCCAUAAGCAAAAUGGGUGAGCCAGUGGCCAGCAGAGACACAGCUGGUAUCCUCUCCUGGGAUGAAUUCCGCAGCUUCUGGAUCAGCUGGAAAAAUGGAAUUAUCCAGGUUGGCCAUGGUACUCGGGUGCUAAAUGAGUCUAUUAUUGUGGAGUGGACAGUCCCCAAACAGCUUGAGGUGAAGUACAUUGGCUUUUCCACAGGCUGGGGGUCAAUGGGAGAGUUUAAAAUUUGGAGAAAAGAAGAGACUGAUGAAAAUCACAAUGAAGCAUUUACUCUUGGAGUUCCCCACAACAUAAUUCCAGGAUCAGAAAGAGCUACGGCUUCAAUAAUAGGAGAUGUGAUGGGUCCUACAUUGAACAACUUGGACAAUCUUUUGCGAUUACCAUUUGGAUGUGGGGAGCAGAACAUGAUCCAUUUUGCUCCUAAUGUUUUUGUCCUGAAAUAUCUGCAGAAAACCAAACAACUCAGUCAUGAGGUGGAGAGUGAAGCUACUGAUUACCUUGUUCAAGGCUACCAGCGCCAGCUGACCUACAAGAGACAAGAUGGUUCAUACAGUGCUUUUGGCGAGAGGGAUUCCUCGGGGAGUAUGUGGCUAACAGCUUUUGUCCUCAAGUCCUUUGCACAGUCUCGUGGGUUUAUUUUCAUUGACCCGAAAGAACUAACAGCUGCCAAAGACUGGAUCAUCCAGCAUCAGAAAGAAGAUGGUUCUUUUCCUGCUAUGGGCAGGAUACUAAAUAAGGACAUUCAGGGUGGAAUCCAUGGUAAGAUCUCCCUGACAGCUUAUGUGGUUGCAUCUCUUCUGGAAACAGGUGUAACUUCUCAGGAAGAAAGAACGGCUGUUGACAAAGCAAAACACUUCUUAGAGUCCAACUUGUAUUCAGCAGAAGACCCCUACACUACUGCCUUGAUUGCAUAUGCCCUGACACUGCUACACAGUCCUUCUGCUGCUGUGACGCUGCGGAAAAUGAACAGCAUGGCUAUUACACAAGAUGGCUUUACACACUGGAGCUUGACGGGAACUCUUGUUACUGAUGAAGAUACCUUCAUGGGAUUUAAUGAUGGUCUCUCUCAGUCAGUUGUUUCUGCAGAAGUGGAAAUGACAUCUUAUGCCCUUUUGACGUACACACUCCUAGGAGAUGUGGCCUCUGCGCUCCCAGUAGUAAAAUGGCUUUCACAGCAAAGGAACGCACUUGGAGGAUUCUCAUCUACUCAGGACACAUGUGUAGCCCUGCAGGCUCUGGCUGAAUAUGCUAUCCUUUCUUACGUUGGAGGAGUCAACCUUACCAUUUCCUUGGCUUCUACUAAUCUAGACUACCAGGAGACAUUUGAGCUUAACAAGAUGAAUAAAAAAGUCCUCCAGACUGCAGUGAUCCCCAGUAUUCCAACGGGGCUGUUUGUGAGUGCCAAAGGUGAAGGCUGCUGUCUGAUGCAGAUUGAUGUCACUUACAAUGUACCUGAUCCUAUUGCCAAACCAGCUUUCCAGCUCCUGGUUAACCUGAAGGAGCCAAAGUCAGAGCAGCAUCUUCAAGCUCCAAAUCUCCUGCGGUCUGUCUCUCCAGAUGAGAAUCGCUCUGAAGCCUUGCACAGAGAGAGGGCACUGGUGGAUGAUGAUGACCCAGCUUCAGAUCAGGACCAUCGGGAAUACAAAGUCAUACUGGAGACAUGCACUAGAUGGCUGCACUCUGGAUCUUCUAACAUGGCUGUCUUGGAAGUGCCAUUGUUCUCAGGGUUUCGUGCAGAUAUUGAGAGCCUAGAGCAGUUAUUGAUGAACAAGCAAAUUGGAUUAAAAAGAUAUGAAGUGGAUGGAAGAAAAGUCCUUUUUUAUUUUGAUGAGAUUCCUAGCCAGUGCAUGACCUGUGUAAAGUUUCAAGCUUUCAGAGAGCAUAUAGUUGGGAAAACAGCUCCUGUUCCUAUCAAAGUGUAUGAUUACUAUGAGCCAGCUUUUGAAGCAACUCGUUUCUACAACGUCAGUGAAAACAGUCCCUUGGCUCGGGAGCUCUGUGAUGGUCCAACGUGCAAUGAAGUGGAAAGCUCAGCUAGCCAAUGGGUUGGCUUUGUUCAUUCUGGACCAUGCAAUAACAUUUUUGGCUGCUUGGAGGAUGAGUAUUUCGAGCAGUGUAUGUGUUCGCGAGACUGUGGCUAUGAUGGGGAGCCUGUAUGUGGAUCAGAUGGACAGAUUUACCCAAAUCAUUGCCAGAUGGAAGUAGCAUCGUGCAGGAAUAAUACAAGGAUAGAACAGAUGCCCAUGUCUCAAUGUUCUGCCUCCAAGAAUUUGCCAGAAGAAAGGGAGACACAAUCCCACACAGCUGAGCAACCCAGUGUUCAACAAACACCAGCAGCAGAGGAAGGCCCUCCACUACAGACAGAUCUGUCAUACUACUCCUAUGAAUAUGACCCAGACCCCUAUGCGUCGGAAGCUGACGUUUUUGAGAUUGUGGCAGAACUGACAACAGCAAGCACAUUAAAAGAAAUGGACAAGAUUCAGGAAGUAGUGACCACAGUAGAAUGAAAUAUAUAAUUUAAAUAAAGAGAAGAGGCUCAGAAUCAACUCCUGUAUGAGUUUGUUCCUACAGACGACCUGCUGCAGAACAGAAACCGAAUGAUGACUACUUCCUGAUGCACUCAGAACUGUAGGCUUUGUUGCCCCAUGGGGGGGGAUCUGGAGCGCUAAGGGGGACACUCAGCGUUAUUUUUCUGUCAAUUUUCCUGCCUUUUGUGCAUCCUCUUUGGAGUACUUCCAAGGAUGGGAGACCAAUAUGCUGUGCCCUCUAGGUGAGAAAAAUAGGGGCUGGAAUUCAAACCUAUAGACCACUUCAAAGUGUUUUCUCUGCUAUCAGAAUAUUGCAAAUGCCAUUUCCUAGCUACAUUUAGAAGCUAAGGCCAGGCCUUGUACUUAGCUGAACGGCUGUUUGAGGAAAGAUGGCUGAGAAGUUUUCUCUCAAAUUAUAAUAAUAAAAAUCAGUGUGUUUUGCUAAUUACGACAUAGCAAGAGGCUAAUCAUCUUCCCUAGCCCAUAAGUCUACUGCACCCAUGACAAAGUCCCACAAGAGAAAAACUUCCCUAGUGGCUCCAUGUUCAGGAAAGUUGUUGGGAGGUACAUUUCACAAGAGAAAACUGUAAUCCACUGUCGGGCCUGAAAGGCUUGACUGUCUACCAUGUGGCUGCAGGCUUCAGGUGGGGAGUUUGCCAGCCAUAGCAGUGACAAGGAUUAGGUGGGUGAACCCUCUUCAUGUUGCACUAUGUGCUGAUAAGAGCUGCUUGCAGCCUUCUCAGCCCCUUUCCUCCUUGUAACCCCGGCAUGAAAAUAAAGCUGACCCAAGGUGCAGUCCUUUUAAAUGCUUGCCUGACUUCACCAGUCACUUUUAUUCUGCUCCCACUAGGAUCCCCAUACAAUGGUUGCUCUGGAUAGGGUAAUCUAUGCAUAGGGCCUGGGUCUGCUGGCCAGUACAAAUCACUGGUGUCAUGGAGGCUGAACUCCCUUCGACUGACCUGCCCCAAGCAAUGUGGUAAAACUAAAAACAAAAGCUUUGUGUUUCCAAAAGUGCAGGAGCCAAGAUUUUUUGGUUUCCCUUCCCGCCUGGAGCAGCAUUGUUCUCUUUGGAGGAGCUACAUGCAAUUGCCUGUUGCAAAAUAGUGUUAAUAUUUUAUCUUCCCACUUCUAUUGUUACCAGGACCCAGAGUGGGGUGGAAACUCCUUUUGAGGGUGUUUAUUGGUGAAUGGAAACAGGAAAAAGCCCAGCUCCAUUCAUUUUUAGGGCUUGUUUACACAGGAACCAUGACAAGAAUAUAUCCCAGUAUAGACAUUCCAUUCCAGAAUAAAGGCAAUUUUAUUCCAGAAAAAUGUCCACAUGAGGACAAAACGGGAGGUAUCCCAGAAGUUGGGCAUAUGUAGUUUCCAGUCCUUUUUGUCUGGGGCCAGAUAUCUGCAGAAUGUAGUUGACAUGAUGAAGGUCUGGGUCUUGAAGUUCCCAGAAAUUUCAGAACUGCUUUGCUGGCAAGUUCCCAAGCCUUCCUUCAUGGCUGCCCUGAGCUUUCCUCACAGGAUCUUGACGUGGCUUCUGCCCAUGUGUACCCGCUGCUGCUCAGCAGAGGUUUUGCCACGUGUCUUCAGUGUGCAUGAACAGACCAUGUCCUCACUGUGUCCUCACAGCACAGCGGAAGCACUGGCGGCUGCAUUCCUGUCUGGCAGGUAAAUAAAUGCCUUUAAACUAAAUUCCAUCUCCUGUAAGCAACUGGCCUGGCAGACACUGGCUAUUGUGUACACACACAGGACUGAGUCAAUAUUUAUCCCCUGGGUAAAUAACAGACCUAGUGUCAGCUGCAACAAGAGAGGUUUUUUCUUUUCUAAAUAUCAAAGCUGCACAAUACAAACCCUGCUGUUUGCUGGUUCCAGCCUCAGCUGUUUAAUGCUUUGAGUCUGGGAGAAUGAGACAUUUAGUCACCCUGAUAAUGUCUGUGUGACUAGCUUCCCGCAGAAGAUGGGACCUAUGUUCUGGAUUCUUGAUUUUCCUGUCCUCUGUCCCUUUCUGGCUUUAGUUUCCUUAUCUCAUCCAUUGUGUGCUUCUGGAUAGAUAUUUGAAGUAAUUUUAUAUUGCUUGGUCCUCUCAUAGGUCCUUGGGCAGUCAGACAGCAUCACCAGUGGGGACAAGGAGAUGUAGGUAGGGAGUUUCAGCCAAGUAUUAAACCUGACUUUCUUCACUUUCCUCAGGCUCUGGUACAUGCAAUGUACUAAUUCAAGAUGCAGACUUCUCCCCAUGGCUGCCAGCUAAAUAAUUCCUUUUGGUGGUGCCAGCCCAUCAAUCACGUCCUUGUUCCAUGGGGUCUCUGUGUGCCAGUGCACUCACCUGUUUGAGGCAGAGGAGCCUUGCUUCUGUUUUACAACUAGAAGAAAAGCCAGGGAGACCUGAACCCUCAGAAGGCAAAGGCAGAGCAGCCUUAGCAUCCUUAAACAGAGAUGGUUAGAACAGGACAGUGCGUGUGAGGUAACGUGCCAGGGUUUCUGGAUCCUGGAGCGGGAAUUCACCUUUAGUGUUUCUUCACAGCUUUGGCACUUUCAGGGAAAUCACUAGUCCAUCUGCUUUUGGCAACCUCUGCCUCCCCCAGUCUUGCCACACCAAACCAGCUCCUUUCUGUAGUUAAAACAAAAAGUAAUUUUAUUUAAGGAAUUGAAUAAAGGAACCUGCAAUUACACAGUUGUGGUUGCCAUUUCUCCCCUAUCACAGGAGUAAAGGAGCAGGUCUCUGCCUUCUUUUCCACCCCAGCUGAUGGUCCCUCUGUCCAUAGCUUUUCCCUGGCCCAGAUUUGUUGUUCAUGUUUCUUGUAAUCAUCAUUAAUUCUUAUCUAGGAAAAAAAAAUUUCCUAGAUUAUUUUUCCUCCAUUCAUCAACAUCCUACUUGGAAUACAGAAACUCUUUAGGGCUAGGUCCAUGAGAAGCACUGGACACAGCAUAGCCUUAUCAGACUCAAUGUUAUUUGUAGGCUUUGGCCCAGUUCUGACUCUGAAGCUUAUCAGUCACGCUCCCAUCCCUGAGAACACAAGGACAUCUCAGCACUGGAAACUCAGGCUCCAAGUUUGUGAAGACCAGCCAGUCAUAGUCUGGAGAGAAGGGAUUAAUUUUUUUCACCAAGGAAGAGACCAACUUGGUGGUGGAAAGCCAGCAAGGACAGCAGACCUGCUGCUGCUUUGGGCUUUGAAUUGUUUUGGCUUAGAGACAUUUGCCUCCCUCUGUCAGAGAGAUGUUUCUCCUUUCUUUUUUGUGAUGAUCCCUCACUGCAAAAUAAGAAAAGUGCUAGUGGGUUUGUAAGACACAGAAAUUCCUACUUACAUCAAGUUAUGUUACUGAAUAGCUGCAGCAGUGCUAGUUAUCAGUGAUUUUUGCUUGCAGUCCUUUCAAUGAAAUUAAUAUUUAUAUAUUUGUAACUGUACAUUAUGCAGAGUAAUCAUUACCGUGGUAUUUAUUUUAAAGCAAUAGUUCCCUUGUUCUUUCUUGUCCAAGUGUUUUGGUUUUGCCUCUUUCCCUCCUUCUUAAUCAGCCUCAAUAGAAAACAAAUACCAGAAGAAUGUUCAGCUUGCUUGAAGAAUGUCAUUGAAACAACAGUACUUGCUUUGCUGAUGUCGACUAUUGACAUUUAAUGCACAAUAACCUGGUUUUCAUUAUUGUGAAUAGAUCAUCUAUUUAGAAAAUCUCAGCUCAGUUUGGGUUUUGGGGUUGGGGUUUGUGGGUUUUUUUUGUUUGUUUUUUUUUGUUGUUUUUUUUUUUAGUACUUGCUAUUUCUGACUGAGUGGCAAUAGCCCUGCCUACACCAGGUCUCCUGUGUUCAGUAGCUGGCACAUCCUCUGCACGUGCAGUACUGCAGCCACAGGAGAUAGGCUCUAGUUUUUCACCUGCAUUUCACCCCUGCACAUACAUGUACAUGCAAACAGUUCUAUGACCAUUUUUGUUUUGUUCACACAAAUCUUAGCAAGUCUGAGUCCAGAAAAGGGUUUGUUUUAGAUUCUGAUAAAUAUUUUAUUAAAAACUGAUUUUAAGACUA